This is a messenger RNA of Morone saxatilis (striped sea-bass), 452 nucleotides long. Its product is annotated as ethanolamine kinase 1-like. Gene Ontology annotation, molecular function: ethanolamine kinase activity. The record is from RefSeq and is a predicted model, not a curated record. Gene Ontology annotation, biological process: phosphatidylethanolamine biosynthetic process. NCBI's taxonomy places the organism in Eukaryota, Metazoa, Chordata, Actinopteri, Moronidae. Gene Ontology annotation, cellular component: cytoplasm.
UAAGCAAGGUAGGCUGCUGAGUCACUGGACACACAAGUGGACAAUUUCAGUGACCUCCAGAUAGCACUGAUGGUUCUUGAAUUGUUCUGACAGAGCAGAUCGUAGAGCUCUGUCUCUUAUGUCUUCCCCUUUUAAGUUUGUUUGGAUGAUGUUUUGAUGAACUUUUGGGUCUGGAUCUCAGCUGGUCUUAGAACACAGUAGGACUUUAUUCUGAAAGUUUCUAAACAAAUUCUGGACUUCAAUAUUUUUCAAGGUAAAGUCUCUUCUGAGAUCUAAAUUCUCAAAAAUACUUCAGAUCUGCUUUGUUAAAAAUGGACAGUGAGCCUGGUGGUGCAGGGAAUCAGCUUCUCCAUGUUGACAUCCAUAUUGAUCAGCUGGAACCUCGUUGUGGAAUCCUGGACCUCCUGAGAAGACUUCGUCCUCAUUGGAAAGCGCAGGACAUUCAGAUGAAG